GUGGACCCGGCGAUAGUAGUUGUUGCAGGGCGUUUGCUGCGAACGAAAGUGGUGGCAGCAAAUUCUAACUAACUUACUAACAAAUAAUAGCACACACCAAAUAAAUGGUACAUAUAGUGCAAAAGUCUUACUGAGUGUAGUGCAAAAAAAACAUGAAAGUUCAUUAGAAAUAUUUUUUAUUAACAAAAAAAUCAAAAACAUCCACCACUGCGCGGCGACUGCGCACUACUGCUAUUGGUAGAGCUACUGCCAAUACACUAAUACCAGCACAGUUUGCUUAACGGCCGCAACACCCACAAAGUUGUUACAAAAGUUAACUGCACUCAUACCAAAAACGUUAAGUGAGAGAGCAGUUAAUAGAGAGCGCACAACUAGUGUUGCCAAUGCGCAAUACAUGCAGACAACCACAUAACUGAACACACACACACAUAUAUCUAAUCGCAGGUAACUGUGCUUUUGUAUGCGCGAGAGUAGUGAUUAGAGUACUGUAGAGGUCGCAUGCAAAACAACCAGUAAGAUAUACACACAGUUAAUAAAAUAGGCGCGUUGUAACUUUGGUAACGCAAGUGUUGAGUGUUGGUAUUUUGCGAAGAAGGAUUAAAAAUACAGGCACAUUAGAGUAAAACUGCAGCUAAGUUUAGUGGAGAUUUUCAAGCCUCAUAUUCAACAGUUUAAUAGUCUCAAAAUAGCGGCGGUUGAGAGUGAGCCUGCGGGCAAUGUGGGUGAUAUGGCGUUCUCACGCCACAACAUCGAGAAGCGGCGUCUCAUUGAGUUGGUGCGCCUGAAUGCUAUACUCUGGGACUGUCGCCUGCCGCACUAUAAACGUUCCGACAAGAAGAAGGCGCUGAAGUGGAAUGAGCUGGGACGAGUUUUCGGCGUUAGUGGCGAGCGUGUGCAGCGCACAUUCACUUCGCUGCGUGAGAUAUUUCGACGUGAGUUGAACCAUGAGAAAAUGCUGGGCACACGUUUCAAGUCCAAGUGGGAGUACUAUGAUGCGAUGGCGUUCUUAAAGGAAGUCAUAAGGGAACGCAAAUCACGUGAGCGCAAUAAACUGUCGGUCGACGCGCAGGCACAACAAAACACACAACAACAGCAUAGCAAUAACAACAGCAGCGCUAUCGAUGAGUAUCAGUAUUUUGCGCCGAAUGAUCCCAAUAAUCCCAAUAACCAACAGUUGGCGCUUGCAAACGAACCGAAACAACAGCAACUACAACAACCACAGUACCAAGCAUUGCAGCAACAGCAGCAACAACCACCACUUCUGGGUGGUUUGUCGUUUCCCACACUGCCACAAUUGCAACAGUUGGCGCCGUUAAAUGAGCCUCAACAGUCGCAGCCACAGCCAAAUUCACAUGCCACAGCGCAACUGCAACAACAACCGUUGCACAGCAUUCAACCAGAUGUGAUACUCAGUAUGAAUGCUAACGCGAUCUCAACCCUACAAAAUCUUGGAAACAUCAAUGGAAACGCUGCAUUUACUGGCAAUUCCAGACCACCUUCGCAGCAGCAACAACAUGCACAAUCAGCACUGCAACCGGCCCAACCGCUACCGCUGCUUCAGCUGCAGUCUCAGCCACAACCACCGCCGCCGGGCACACAAUCGCUCGUAGACAUUUCGAGUUCACACUCUUCGGUUUCAAGCUCGCCGUCGAUUUACAUUAAAGAGGAGCCCGAUUCGCCGGACACACUUUCACUCACCACCAUCACCAUAAAUGAACAGAACUCGUCAUAUUCACCACGGCACAAUGCAAUCAAAAAUAAAAAUGCUCAAAAUUCGAAUAAAGUUGGCUUGCCACUCAAUAAUGUCACAAACAGCAAUGGUGUUUUCAAAGCACAGCCCAAAAAUCAUAUACCGCGCUCUUCUGCGAGUGUAAUUAUCGACGAAGACUUCGCAGAGCCCGAUGUUGAGUUAGACGAUCUCGACGAUCCGGAUGUGGAUAUGCUCGACGAUGGUAACCUCUCGGCUGCGAGCACUUAUACACUCGGCAUGACGGGGAAGCCAAGCAGGCCUUCGGCACGUGAAAUACUCUACACCAAGUUUGGUGACUUUUUGGCCGCACGUCUUAAUACACUAAAUGAGACUGUUGCUAAUGAUUUGAUGAAUCGCAUACUGCUGCUAAUCGCUGAAAAAUAGAAAGAAAUUACUGUUGCCAUACUCCAUUUAUAGACUUUUUAAGCGUUAUCUGCGCUACUAACUCAUAUACCAAAUAUAGAUUCCGUUUCUCGUAUUAAUUUUGUAUAACUAUUUUCGUAUGUAUAUAGAUCUGUAAAAAGUACUUUAUAAGCGACAUUAGCAAACUGUGUUUCUAUAAGAACAAUUCAAUAUGUAUGAGUCUGAAUAUACCUAUAUCUUUAAGUCAUAUCAACUGGCCAUAAUCAUAGUGUAAGAAAAUAACAUACUAUAAGAGUACAAUAUGUGACCUACUUGAAAAGAGCUCAAAAUACCGUGUACGUUUUAAAAUGAAAUAAAUGUUUAUUCGCCUAUGGAAUGCUACCUAUGUCUUGUUUAGCUGGGUCCCACUCAUGAUAUUGAUAUUCAUAUUAAUAAGCUUUAUAAUGCAUUGAGCUUAGUGGUAACUCAUUAUUAUAUACUCACAAUUGACAUCAAGCUCUACAAAGAAUAAUAUAAGCAAGACUACGAUAUUCAAGGUGAUAAACGAAGCGAACGCCGCAUAGUAAAUGCAAAAAAGGUUUUUUUGCUACUUUGAUCCAAGACGUUACGAAUUGAUGCAUUUUUCUAUUAAAAUCCAAAAAAUGAACUAAACGAAGAGAUCAUUCGCGAUCUCGACAUAUGUAUAUAACAAAUUACUGAUAUUUCUGUCAUGUCUCAUAAACUAGAACAUACACACUGCUCAAAUAAUUAGAGGCAUCCGCCCUUGAUGGGCUCAAAAACCGGAUUUUUUUUCAUAAAUUGAUUUCUUAACAUGUCUAGACCACGGCAGUAAGGUGUUUUUUUUUUUUAAAUUCGAAGCCGAAGAAAGUGUGAGCCCAUUUUUUCGAGGUGGGAGUGUUCAGAACGUCGCACAGUGGUUCCGCCUAUAGUCCAGAAAUCAAAAAAUCCACCUCACGAUUUUUGUCAAAAUGUAUACCGAUGAGAUCUAAAAAACCUAUUUGCAAACUAAAAAUAUAAGGGUACUUUCUAAAAAAUAGAGUUAAUUCCAUGAACACCCGUACAUUUCCAAAGCAUAAAAACUUUUUUGAAACAUUUCGUUAGCAACAACGAAUUUCAAAUUGUUCCGUCCGAAUUAGAGAAGACAUUAUGAGUUUUUGUUCUAAUUAUAAUG
This is a messenger RNA of Zeugodacus cucurbitae (melon fly), 3284 nucleotides long. RefSeq names its product formin-J. The record is from RefSeq and is a predicted model, not a curated record. Gene Ontology annotation, biological process: regulation of transcription by RNA polymerase II. The transcript has 3 exons. Gene Ontology annotation, cellular component: transcription regulator complex; nucleus. The coding region runs from base 728 to 2134 and encodes 468 amino acids. Lineage: Eukaryota; Metazoa; Arthropoda; Insecta; Diptera; Tephritidae.